AUGAAUCAAGAUUAUGAGAUGUCCUUGGAUCAAAUUAAUGCCAUUGUUGGGGCCCCAACUGAAAACACAUUUGGCUCCACUGACCCAAUUAAAGGAUACUUUGAUUUGACAUGGUGGACCCAACUUCCCCAUUUACACCCAUACAUCUCUAACGCAGCUAAUGCCUCAUCACUUAUCUAUCCCGUGAUGAAGGUGGCCCAUAGAAUCAUUGCUUCGCUCGUCGCCCCUAGAGAGGAGCGAAGCACCAUCAGCGCGCUAGAGCUCAAAAUCCUUUAUGCAAUGGCUCAUCCCGAGGACAACCUCGUUCCUCAUUAUGGUCAAUUUUUGUACCACAAACUCCUCCGCUUGAGCACAUCCCGAUCGGGAAAGAUUUAUUGCGGGGGUAUUGUCAGCAUGCUCGCCAUGAGCGCCCAAGUUCGAGCCCCAUACCCCGGUCCCCACCAGCCACUACCGGGUGAGCCUUAUCUCACAACUGUUGUCCUUGAGUCCAUGCGACUAUUCCGUUCGGCAGCGGAUGGCACACACCACUGGACCGUGGGUCAAAAUCAUGAUCCAAAGCUCCUCAUCACACCCGAAAACAAAGGUAUUAUUGAUCUCUGA
Messenger RNA from Lactuca saligna, 600 nucleotides. The record is from the annotation of a GenBank genome assembly. NCBI's taxonomy places the organism in Eukaryota, Viridiplantae, Streptophyta, Magnoliopsida, Asterales, Asteraceae.